This is a messenger RNA of Cyanidioschyzon merolae strain 10D, 1275 nucleotides long. Its product is annotated as mitochondrial ribosomal protein S1 precursor. The transcript has a single exon. Gene Ontology annotation, biological process: translation. The record is from RefSeq and is a predicted model, not a curated record. Gene Ontology annotation, molecular function: structural constituent of ribosome; mRNA binding. NCBI's taxonomy places the organism in Eukaryota, Rhodophyta, Bangiophyceae, Cyanidiales, Cyanidiaceae. Bases 1 to 1275 code for a protein of 424 amino acids.
AUGUUUGUCCCUAUUAUAUACACAGCGUGUCGGGUGGCUGGGGUUUGUGCGCGUUCUCGCAUUAGCAGCGUGCGCACUCGUUGUGAUGUGUUCUGGGGAGCGCCCCUGAAUCGCUUCGGACUGAGGAGGGCUUCCCUUCCCGGACGCGCUGUGCUCCGUAUGGACACUUGGACGAUGGCCUCGGCGGAGCUCCCAGAAGAGAAGAUGGAACCAACUGUGAACAGUGAUUCAACACCUGCGGGUGGGUCGGAAGGUGUUUCGAAGCUCGACGCCGGUGUGGCUGCUGAAUCAACGCCCUUCACGACCGCAGAGCCUAUGAGCGCUGACGCGCAGGAGGGAAUGUUCUCGCAGGAAAUGCGUUUUGGUCCAGAUAGCUAUCGCCGCCGCACGCGGCGCGAGGGUAGCGGCCCCCGUCGCACCCCGUCUGCAAGUCGCCGCACUGCCUCAACGAUGCGUCGGCGCCCGCUAACCUACAAGCUUACAGAUUUGCAGCCGGGUCAAGAACUUCGCGGUACGGUGUGUGGCGUUGUAAGCUACGGAGCUUUCGUGGACUGCGGUGUUUUCUACGAGGUAGACAACGCUGAGGAUUCCAGCUCCUCAUUUUACGCCUCCAGCGAUGGCCUUGCGGAAACGAGUGCACAGGGUGCAUCUGAACUGAAUGCGAUGGAGCAGGAGGCGGCAUCCGCUGACACGGCCGGUGCAUUACCAAACACCUGGGGCGAGCGCAAAAAGUUCAUACCCUUCGAUGGCCUUGUUCAUAUUCGUGAUUUCUCGCGGGAGUACGUUGAGAAUCCCGAGAGCUUUGUGACUCGCGGCGAUGAGGUUACCGUCUACGUGAAGUUCAUAGAUCUGGAAAAGCGGAGACUUUCCCUUUCGUUCCUUCCACCGGGGCAGCAGCGCUCGCAGGGCAGGAACACCUCCAGCGCACGAAAUCUGUAUACCCCCACUGAGACAGCUGAUGGACGUCGCAUUCUCGUUUACGCCGACUCUGAGAACCGGCGCCGUGUGGGUUCUUAUCAGCUCGACGAAACCGUCGAGGGCACUGUGCGCAGAGUCACGAACUUUGGCGCUUUCGUAGACAUCGGCUCAGAAGUGGAUGCCUUUGUGCAUGUUUCCGAUCUUUGGGGGCAGAACAAGCAGCGCACCCUGCAAUCGAUCAAACCAGGAGACAAGUUCACCGCGCAAAUCUGCGAGAUUAACGAUCGAGCUAAGCGCAUUCGCGUGCGAGACGCCGAGCCGGUCAGCAACGAGCACGGCACGGAGGAAACAGAGUGA